This is a messenger RNA of Aspergillus alliaceus, 1863 nucleotides long. Its product is annotated as Zn(II)2Cys6 transcription factor. Gene Ontology annotation, molecular function: DNA-binding transcription factor activity, RNA polymerase II-specific; zinc ion binding; DNA binding. The record is from RefSeq and is a predicted model, not a curated record. The coding region runs from base 1 to 1863 and encodes 620 amino acids. NCBI's taxonomy places the organism in Eukaryota, Fungi, Ascomycota, Eurotiomycetes, Eurotiales, Aspergillaceae. The transcript has 5 exons. Gene Ontology annotation, biological process: regulation of DNA-templated transcription; DNA-templated transcription.
AUGGAUGGCAAGAGGGACCGGAUACGUGUCAAAUUCUCCAGAAGACGAGGAGCCUGUGAUACGUGUAGGCAAAGGAAGGUGAAAUUGAGACAUAAACAGCAUAGCUCAGGAAGCUCCCAGAGUUCGACGAAUCUUGCAUUCUUCUCUUCCUCGUUCAGUGAGAGCUGGCAGGACCUGCCUGACAUCUCAUCUUCCCAGUUUUCCUUCCCUGAUUCGACUCUUCUGGAGCCUCUGAAUAUCACCAACGAGCCAAUUGGAAUGCCUGGAGAUUCUAUCUCCGAUCAUGACUUGCAAGGAUGUCUUGAUGCGGGAUUGGAAGCCGAAGACUUUCAAUGCUCGUUUCAAGGCUAUCAUGAGCGGUCAAGCUCGCCGUCAAAAGUUGGUGAAAUGCUUGAGCAGCUGUUUCCAAACGCGGCGCAAGCUCAGUCAAGAGUAGUAGAUGAGGAAGCUGAUAGUACCUCGUUUUAUUACCCUUCCAGACAUUCCAUCCUCUCCGUAUUGUUACUGUUCAAGCUUGGUAAGAAUAUUUCACACGGUCCUGUGUCAGAAAAAAUCCAUUCUCUCGCAGGCUCGGUGCUUCUCAAGAUGUCCCGGUUGUCGAAUGCCACCGAAACUCUAGAGAACUUUCAGGCCAGGGAAACCCCCAACUCUGACUCCAUGACUGUGCCUGAAUACAUGAGCAAUUUCUUUUCGUCUGGUCGAGGAGACUUUAUUGAAAAGAAGAAGAUUGAAAACUACAUUGAACUGUACUUGAAUGGUUCUCUACCCGAGGGUGCCCCUUCUGUACUCGUUUAUGCCCUACUUUGUCUUGGUAGCUGGCCAAGCCCUAACAAAACCGAGCCCCGAGAUUAUCUGGCCGCGGCAGUUCGUUCGCAGAAGACUUUGUUUGAUGGGCCGCCCACUGUCACCAAAAUCCAGGCAUUGGUUGCGCUGACUAUAUGCUGCGAAACCCUUGGUUUAUCUGGCCUCGCGUGCGGAUAUAUCAUGGCCGCCCGGGAGUUAGCUCUGAUGCUUAACUUGAACUCCUCCUCGGGGGUCAAGUCCCUGAUCACAGACGUCCAAGAGGAGACAUACCUAAAGAACAUUUUCUGGGCAAUCUACAAAAUUGAAAAGCCUCUACUCAUGCGAGAAGGCCGGUUAUCUGGAAUUGAUGACGAGGACAUUGACUACCUCCCACCUUCAAAGCAGAUUGCUGACCAGUAUACUGACGAGGAGGCUUUUGCUAUAUUACAUUCCAAAAUCUGUUCAGUGGUCAUGACAGAGCUAUGGAGCCCCCGAACUUCAUUAAACAAUGCCGAUCCCGAAAAACUGCUUGGAAACCUCCAGCCAUUUCUAGACGGUUGGAAAGAACAAAUUCCCGAAUUAAGCAAUACAGGCAUUCACAGUUUAUCCCCAAGUAUACUUGCAUAUCAAAUAGGCUCGUCCUCAUCUAUCUUACAGCAAAGACUAGAAACGAUGCUCAAAUAUUAUGAAACUAUCAUCAACAUCCACUGGCAUCUCCAAAGAUUAUCCCCGCAUUCAUCGUCCGUGAUCCCAGAAGAAUGUGUCCUUGCCGCGCGGGGAAUCCUCUCUGUAACACAUCUGCUUGUGUAUAGUGCGUCAAAGCCCGCGUGGCUGUUUAUCCAUCUUCCGCUUAUAGCUUGCUGCAUCAUUGGCUUGAACGCUUUACACAACCCUCUCCCAAGACCAGCAAGCCCUGACGGCGGUGACAAGGCGCUGCUGAGUAUGGCAGUCGGAUGGUUUGGGCGGUUGGCAUUACAGACGUCGUUGGAACUUGGAUCCCAUGAAAUUCUAGAGUUCCUGACCACCCUUACGCAGCAUUUGUACAUGGUCGACUGCAGAACAGAGGGCUCUCAAGGUUGA